AUGCUUUCAGGAAACCAAAAUGUUGAUUUAAUAGGAAGAUUAUUGAAGAUGAGGAGCACAGCUAUACCAUAUAACACAGAAUUUCUAAAAGAUAAGCUUCUUGUCUUUUCAUUAUUCGUAGAAAAUGCAUCAUUUUGCAUUUUAGCGAAGUCUGGAAACUGUGUGAUCAUUGAUUGUGGUAUUGAUUGGGCUGUACAGCUAAAUGCCGAAGCUUUAGCUAUGGAUAUCGAUCAAAUCAUUACAACAUACCAAGUUAAAGCGAUUAUCAUUACUCACGAGUAUUUUGAUCACAACAAAUUAACAGAUGUUAUUAAAACGGCUAAAUCCAAUAUUCAACAAGAAAUUCCUGAAUUCAGAGUUGGAAAAUUAAAUGAAUUUUCACCAAGUCUCUUAGAUACUUUCUUACCAGGUGUCAAAUUCGAUUUAUUAUACCCAAAGAAUAUCAGAGGUGGCUCUGAUAUCCAUAUUUACAAGCAACAACUCGUAUAUGUCAAAUAUGGCAAGACUUCUUUGUUUUUCCCAGGAGAUUCCACUCCAGAUACGCUUGAAAACGUCAAAGAACCAGAAUUAUUCAAGCCAGGAGAUGAAUGUACAAUAUAUUUCUGGCAACAUCACGGAUCUAAGUAUAACGGCAGUACAACACUCUACAACCUCAAUCCGAAGUGUGUAGUAUUCAGUGCCGGUCCCAGAGUUCACCAAUCAAGUGCAAAAGAGGAUGGAACUUCAAGUUAUUACGGAUUUCCAAACCAAUCAAUCGUAGUACACGCUCUUAGCAAGGUCGAUGACAGUGAACUCCAUAAUGUCCAUCUUUUCCCCGAUUUCUUGGCCGGAUAUUCUGAUUUAACACCAGAAUUCCAGAAAUGCUUGACAGACUCGGCCAUUUACACAACCAGCUUCUGCGAGUGCUUGUUCGGAUCGCAAUCCAUCAAAGGAACAGUCAUUAUGGUCGAUGAAAACGAAAAUUAUAAUAUUUUGAAGACUCCUUAUCAUCUUACAGAGGAAUUACCAGCAAAAAUUGAUUACCAGUACCAAAACCAGGCUGAUUUGAUCAGUUUUGUCCUGUUUGGAACCGGAAAAGCCUCAGAAAAACAAAAUCUUUUGUAUUUUACAGCCAAAAACUAUCUUUUUACCAGAACAAUAUCAAAAUCAUCAUUCAAAGGAUUCGCCAACAGUGAUGAAUUCCUCUAUUUCCUCAUGUCUCUCGUUUGGGAGCUGAUUUUGACCAGAUCUUUGCUUUUGGAGACAGAAUUGGCCAAAUUCCCAUUCAUAUCUGUCUCCUUUAGUGACUUGUUGACCGGAUACAAGUACCAGCAUCUUAUUUCGGACGCAAUGAAGAAAUUAUUUUUAAUCCACAGAGGAUCGAUGCGAAACUUCCUCACUCCGCUCAUUGGUAAGGAACUAAAGCGUCAUCACACAGGAAAUCCUUUCAAAUUUGUCACUUUUGAAAAUCUUUAUCUCAGAUUUUCGAAUUCCAUGGAUCUUUCUGGUUCAAUGAUGACUAUUUCCAACACCAAUGCUCCUUACGAACCAAUUCCGAUCGAUUUCGUCAAAGAAGGACGAGAAAUCUAUGAAUAUUUUUAUUCAUUGAAAGGAGUUGAUUCAAUUUUCAAUUUAGUUGUUAACCACAUCAAAACACGUGAUGACAACAUGUUCCUGCAAGUUCCUUCUAAGAAAUUCCUCGCAGAACUCAUGAAAAGACUCGAAACAGAAAUAAAUAAAAUUUCUGUCACUUUUUCGAUUUCAAAACAAAGUGAAGAGAUCAUUACAUUUUGUUGCCAGUGUUUAGGCUUUGUAGGUGAUGUUAUUAAGAAUGUUUACAUGAAGACGGGCAUCUUAGUUCUUCCUUCUAAGCCUCCUACAGAACUUUCCAUGCAUUUUGUUGAAAUUUUGAACAACAAGAAAGAAUGGAAAGUUUUUGUUUCGAUUCCAUCGAAUAUUUCUCUUGUUUAUCUCUCUGAGAAUACGAGAGUCUUGUCUGAUAUUGGAAAAGGCCAAGUUGUUGAACAUUUGGCGAAUUUCUCUGAAAGAUUCUACAGAUUCAGAACAAUGCAGUUUUACCACGAAUACCCGAAAGAUUACGACUUCCAGAAGUAUAUGGCUGAUGACGGACUUGUUUCCAAAUGGAAUCCAAACAUUUCUUCCGCACAGUUGUGGAGAAAUGAUUCUGAUUCGAGCGAGGAAUCAAGUGAUGAUGACAUGAAUUACGGCGGAUGGAAAGUAGACACAAACACUUCCCACACUUUCAACAGAUUCGCUCAGAAGAAUCUAUGGAAUCAGGUCAAUACUGGAUCUGGAUAUAAAGGUGACUCUUUCUUUUAG
Messenger RNA from Trichomonas vaginalis G3, 2319 nucleotides. RefSeq lists its product as uncharacterized. Bases 1 to 2319 code for a protein of 772 amino acids. The transcript has a single exon. Lineage: Eukaryota; Parabasalia; Trichomonadida; Trichomonadidae. The record is from RefSeq and is a predicted model, not a curated record.